Messenger RNA from Anguilla rostrata (American eel), 1526 nucleotides. RefSeq names its product protein FAM107B-like. NCBI's taxonomy places the organism in Eukaryota, Metazoa, Chordata, Actinopteri, Anguilliformes, Anguillidae. The record is from RefSeq and is a predicted model, not a curated record. Bases 243 to 647 code for a protein of 134 amino acids. The transcript has 4 exons.
GGCAGUAAUUUACAUUCCGGACUGAUCUCAUCUGCCUUUGAGCUGCCUCCAAGAAAGAGAAGCAUAUCUGCAGACAUACCUUAGCGAAGUAAUCAGAGAAUGCGCAAAUGGUGCGCCAACCACUUCUAACCUUUAAUUUAUAAACAAGGAAAGUGAAGGGACCCAACGCCAGCGGGAGAGUUAAAGAUCCGUGCCUGGAUCGGGCUGAGCUGAGCGAGCGGCUGCCCAGAGUACGCAGCAUCAUGGCCGAGCCAGACUACAUAGACGGGGAUUGUGACGAGCUCAUCAAGCCCAAAAAACUCAUAAACCCUGUGAAGACAUCCCGCAACCACCAGGACCUCCACCGAGAGCUCCUGAUGAACCAGAAACGGGGCCUGGCUCCGCAGAACAAGCCGGAGCUGCAGAAGGUGAUGGAGAAGAGGAAGAGGGACCAGGUGCUCAAACAGCAGAGGGAGGAGCAGGAGGCCCACAAGAAGAGGUCUGACCUCGAGAUCGAGCUCAUGAAGAGGCAGCAAAAGCUGGAGCAGCUUGAGCUGGAACAGCAGAAAGGCGAAGAGGAGCAGGAGAACACACCCGAGUUCGUCAAGAUGAAGGGCAACCUGAGGAGGACGAAGCAGGAGGAGGAGCCACAGGAACACACUCCUUAGAGACCGGGGGGUGGAGUCCACGGCACAUGUUGCUAUAGCCACGGCAGUCUGGUGGGAGUUCCUGGUGUUCCCGGUCCCUCGUGUCCCUUUAAGCAGCAAAGUGACUGACUGUGUAGCUAAAAAUGUCCCCUGCAGCUGAGAAGCUCACCAGUAUUCACCAGUUUACACCAGUAUAUGCUUAUCUCACCCACAACACUGGUACCAGUGGGAGGAGGAAUUUGCCACUGGUCAAAAGCAGACGGACCCCAAAAGAAGAGCGUCACCUUGACAAACAGAACUGAAAAGGGUUUUUUUACGCAAAGCUACUUUUAUUUUUCCACAUUAUGAAUGGAAACUCGGACACUGGAUGAACUCUUGAAGCCGCAAUCUUUUUGUACGCCAAAUUUAGUGCUGUUAUUUAUGCAUUUUUGUCAAUUUCCUGAAUUCAUAGAAGUGGAAUUUUCAGCUGAUCAGACUCUCUGUGUUUGUUUUAUCUUGAGAUGACACGUGUUCCCUGUUUUGUGGAAGUCAGAAGUGUUCACCUGAGUGGUUCACUUUGCUUGCUUUUUUUGUUUUAUAUUCUACAUUCCCUUUGAUACACCUGAUUUAAAUAAUAGCAGAAGCUUAGGUGUGACGUGUGUACUUUCCUUUAUACAUAUUUUGUUGUUUUUUAAAAAUAAAUUCAGAAUUAAGGAUUAACAAAUAUGGUACUCCAGCCAAUAUUUCUUUCCAAUGAAUGGAGCUUCGCUAAACUUGAACAGAUGGUGUGAGGACCGUUUUGUACAGUAUUUCAGUGAAAGGAACUCACCAAUCCAUGCAUAAUUCAGUCCUUAUGUGGACUCUUAUUUUUCUUACACAACUAAAAGCUUGUCUUAAUAAAGAUGAUUUUGCAAUGCUCAA